Pocillopora damicornis (cauliflower coral) is the source of this 1926-nucleotide messenger RNA. Its product is annotated as ubiquitin-conjugating enzyme E2 L3. The record is from RefSeq and is a predicted model, not a curated record. Lineage: Eukaryota; Metazoa; Cnidaria; Anthozoa; Scleractinia; Pocilloporidae.
CCUGUGAGAAGUUCCUUCGAGCAUGGCGGCUACACGCAGAUUGGGAAAGGAACUCUCAGAAAUCAGAGGUUCUAGUCAGAAAAUAUUUCGUAAUAUUACGGUAGACGAGUGCAAUAUUCUAUACUGGCAAGGGUUAAUCAUACCGGAUCAGCCACCCUACAACAAGGGAGCUUUUAGGAUUGAGAUUAAUUUUCCUGCAGAAUAUCCUUUUAAGCCUCCAAAGAUUACAUUUAAGACGAAGAUUUAUCAUCCCAACAUUGAUGAAAAAGGUCAAGUAUGUUUGCCAAUCAUCAGCCCAGAAAACUGGAAGCCAGCAACAAAGACAGAUCAAGUUAUUCAAGCUCUUGUGGCACUUGUUCACUCACCUGAACCAGAGCAUCCUCUCCGUGGAGAUCUAGCAGAGGAGUAUACGAAGGAUAAGAAAAAGUUCAUGAAGAAUGCUGAAGAUUAUACCAAGAAAUAUGCUGAAAAGAGACCCUCAGAGUGACCCCUUGUUAUAAAUACUUGACUGUUAAUUCUAGAGACACAAUGAUGUCAAAAUCUAGCUUUUGGCAUUGUAAUUUGUAUAUCCAUUGCUAAAGAUGCUUUUCUGUAGUAACAGAUAUUAGUAGUAGUCUUUUAUGUUUGUAAUAGUCUGCUGGCUAACUUUUAUCUCUUAUCAACCAAAUGUAUUCACUGGUAAUAUCUCUGGCUCUCAUUUGAAAAAAUAUUCAUAUCUUUUCUGGAUUAGGCGCAAACUGAUAUUUCCCAUCCAUGGAUAAUUUUGCAUGUAUGAUCUAUGAGGGAAUUAGGUGAUUUCUUGUCACUGCUGUAUACAAUGUUUUCUUCUCCAGAAAUUUCAAGUGAAAGAAACUAAUAUAAGUUGUUGGUUCUCUUUUUAGUUACCUUUUGAUAGACUCUCAAGUGAAAAAAAAAUAUUUUGAUUGGUGCUUUCCUUAACAUCAAAGGGAUUAUGCAGUGGAUGUAAAGGAAAACCAAAGCUGUCUGAAAUCAAACUUGACAUUGCUGUCAACAUUUGCCUAUAUAUGGGUAAGAGGGGUAAAACCCCACACUGAAAUCAAAUUUCAAUUACACUCUUUCUUGGUACUUAAAGUUGUAUAGUGGUUUGCUUUGUCUCCUCUGUGUAAAGUGUACAAGGAAUAUAUCGCCUCUCUGGUCCUUCAUCGCCAUAGAGAGAGUUUUAACUUUGAGGUUUGGUUUGCAAUUUAGACAAAGUGAUUGUACCAAGAAAGUUGAGUCACAUGGUUCUAUAACUAUGAUGGCUGUGGCAAAUUUUGGUGUACCAGAAGGUGCCACGUUUCAAUGGAGUGUUCAUGUGAUCAGACCUUAACCCUUUACACUCUAACAUCAGUAUGCAUAUUCUCCAUACUGUUUUCUAUACAAUUUCUAAGGUGCUGACAAAGAGAAUUUGUUUAUCAAUCAAGAGAAUAUUUAAUUGGUGAUCAUUUCCUUUAUUCUCAUGACCUUACUGUGUGAUAUAGCGGUUAUAAUGUUGGGAGAAAUUAGAUGCUUGUCACUCUCAGGGUUGAAGGGUUAAGGGUCAAAAUGUUCUUCAUUGGUGACUUGUUCUUCCUCCUAAAAGCCACAAUCUUUUGUAUCAAGGACUUUGACGUAACCCUUAACUCUCCUUAGUCAUCUCGAUAUGGGUUUUUUAUCAAAUUCAUGAGAAACAGUUGACUUUCAGAGCUAGCCUAGAGAUGUAAAUGGCUAAGGUUUUUGUGUUGUGAUUGAUGGGAGAUUAAACAUAUCUAAGUAUGAUUGUACACAGCACUGCUAUUAGCUGAGUUUUCUGUUUAGAGAUGGUAGCCAGUGUGUGAUAUGUUCAAGUUGUUUGUAUAUUGCACUGUCACUCAGACACUCAAACUCUCAUGUAGCCUUAAGUGUUUUCGAUUUUUGAAUUAAAGAUUGACCCAGUUUUGUUGAUAA